Hemibagrus wyckioides is the source of this 2302-nucleotide messenger RNA. RefSeq names its product tropomodulin 2 (gene tmod2). Gene Ontology annotation, molecular function: tropomyosin binding. Bases 194 to 1234 code for a protein of 346 amino acids. Gene Ontology annotation, cellular component: myofibril; striated muscle thin filament. The transcript is spliced from 10 exons. The record is from RefSeq and is a predicted model, not a curated record. NCBI's taxonomy places the organism in Eukaryota, Metazoa, Chordata, Actinopteri, Siluriformes, Bagridae. Gene Ontology annotation, biological process: pointed-end actin filament capping; myofibril assembly; muscle contraction.
CAUCAAUACUACGCCUGCGUAGAGAUGACGCGCAUGCGCAGUGCGGUUCGGGCAGGGGGGACUGUGAGUGAAUUUGCUGGAGUUCGCUAACAGGAAGGAGAGAAAAGCAGGAGAGAGAGAGUGCUGGAGAAACCGAGCUCCGAGUUUAAGAUCCUGACCUGCACUGGACCGUCGUACCUGAAGGUGCUCCAUCAUGGCUCUGUCAUUUAAGAAAGAUCUGGAAAAGUACAAGGAGAUCGACGAGGAUGAGAUCCUCAACAAGCUCUCGGAGGAGGAGCUGAAGCAGUUAGAGAGCGCUCUGGAGGAGAUGGACCCCGAGAAUGCUCUACUCCCGGCUGGCCUGAGGCAGAAGGACCAGACGACGAAGGCAGUGACCGGUCCGUUUGACCGGGAGAAGCUGCUGCACUACCUGGAGAAAGAGGCGCUGGAGCAUAAAGACCGAGACGACUACGUGCCCUUCACCGGAGAGAAGAAAGGAAAGGCCUGGGUACCUAAACAGAAGCCACUGGAAACCAGUAAGGAGGAUGUGACGACCCUCGACCCGGAACUGGAAGAGGCUUUGUCUGGUGUUACAGACACUGAGCUGUCUGACCUCGCAGCUAUCCUUGGAGUCCACACCCUCGUGACCAGCACACAGAGCUACGACGGGACAUCCGGCAAAGACGGACACAACAAUGUCAUUAAAGGAGAAAAAGUGAAGCCAGUUUUUGAUGAGCCGCCCAACCCGACUAACGUGGAGGAAACUCUGCAGAGGAUAAAGAGCAACGACCCCACACUCACCGAGGUCAACCUCAACAACAUAAAGAACAUUCCCAUCCCCACACUGAGAGACUACGCCAAAGCCAUGGAGAAGAACACACACGUGAAGAAGUUCAGUCUCGCGGCAACACGCAGCAACGACCCCAUCGCCGUGGCGUUUGCAGACAUGCUGAGAGAGAAUAAGACACUGAGGAGUUUGAACCUGGAGUCAAAUUUCAUCACUGGUUCUGGAGUUCAGGCGCUGGUGGAGGCUCUGAGAGACAACGACACACUCUCCGAGAUCAAGAUCGAUAAUCAGAGGCAGCAGCUGGGCACUACAGUGGAGAUGGAGAUCGCUAAAAUGCUGGAGGCCAACACCAGUAUAGUGAAAUUCGGAUAUCACUUCACUCAGCAGGGACCUCGAGCUCGAGCAGCAGCCGCCAUCACUAAAAACAACGACCUGGUGCGACGGAGGCGUGUAGAGAGAGACGUGUAGUGUAUCCUCCAUCUCCCCCCCCCCCUCUCUCUCUUUCCCUCUCUCUCUCCCUCUCUCCCCAGCUCUGCAGAGUCCUGUGCCAGUCUCUGUGUGUUGUGUUGCACCUGUGUUCAGCGUUGAUCUUGAACGAGGGACAGAACUGGAACUGCCCCCUCCCUCUGUUCAGCUCUGCUCAUCACUUCGUCAGCGAUGCUGUUCUUCUUUUCUUUAUUCCAUUCUCUUUUUUUAUUAUGAUGAUUAGUAUGAAAUCAGCUUCUCUGUAUUUUAUUUGUAAACACAAGAAUCAGUGAUGAGCCUGAUACUGAUCCCAUACGCACAUCCUCCUGUCUGUCUGUGUGUGUGUGUGUGUGUGUAACAAAAAAAAAAGACCCUGUAUUCACACCAGCACCACUCAGCACUUGAAGUGAGAUUUUAUGCAAAUGAGCUCUGAUUUCAACCAAGUGAUUGGUCCUUGGAAAUUUGCAUGAGGUCCAAAUAUGGAAGAGAAACCUAAUACAGAAUUUAUAAAUACAGAGCUUUAUUUCUUCCACAGGAUUUGAUGUGAUUGUGUGUGUCACCUCUCUCUCUCGCUCUCGCUCUUUUUCUGACCAUAAUCAAGCCGAAGGAAGUCCAUUUUCCUUCAGUCCAGUGCUUUAUCCAUUUCUGUGUGUGUUUGUGUGUGUAGCUUCUUAUCAGGGGGUUGGUCCUCUGGGAACUGAUUGCUUAACAUCCUGCUCGACACACCCAUGAAAUGCAUUCAGAUGUGUGUGUGUGUGUGAGAGUGUGUGUGUGAGUGAGAGAGAGAGAGAAUAUGAGAUCAUGUUUGUCCAGCUGUUUUGAGGCUUAUAUUAUAACUGUGUCUGCAUGAGCCGUAAUACAAAUCGAAGCAUGUCUUCAGCACACACACACACACACUCUCUCAACUCCUGAAUAUUCAAGUUUAUACCCUGUAUGUGUGUGUAACUAAACACUGCAGCAUGUCAUGUAUAGAUCAAGAUGUAACUAUAAUUAUGAAUGCAGUUAUAUAGUGUAUCGUGUGUGUGUGUGUGUGUGUGUGUGUGUGUGUGUGUGUGUGUACUACAUAAUCUA